GCAGCAGCUGGAGAUGAUGCAGGGAGGGCUGCUCAGUUGGGGCUGGAAGGUGAGGAGGACAGGGCUGGGCUGGCCGCCUUGUGGAGAUAGCAGGACAUGUUGAGGAAGAGUCAGGCCAGGGAUGCAAAGUGUGAGGAGAAACUGCAGCGCCCUGCAUGGCCUCAGCUCCCUUCUGAGGCCACGUUGACAUGAGUGCUUUCAACAAGCCCUCGAGGGAAUCUCUGCUGCUUGCAGCCAAAAAGUACUGACCACUGGAAGAUCCAGUCCCUGUGAGGGGAUAGAGGCAUGGCAGCCAUCAGAAGGCAGGCAAACCCCAGAGAAGGAGGCCACGGAGGUGGCAGUGGACGACUGGUGUGCGAUCUCAGCACCACAGGUUACUGGUUUUGUGGCAAGAUGUGGACCUGCUGACAGCUUGGCUUCCUCGUCUGCAGAGUGUGACAGUGACAUUCCCUGCCUCAUUAGACAGAUGUUAGGAUACAGUGAGGUGGGUGCUGACCCCAUUCUGGACACGUAGCAUCGAUGAACACUAGCUCUUACUGGAUCGUUCCCUUAUGCUGGGAGGAAAGAAAGGAUUUGGAUUUCGUCUGUCUAGAAGUCCAGCUAUCUGCAUGUGUGUUCGGAGGACGUUCUCGUAUCUCAGGAGUGAAACCAGAGCAUCCCCUGUACAUCUUUCCCCUACCUCCACUCAUAGCCUCGGAUUCUCUGCACAGCUUUAGGUAAAGGAGCUGAUGGGGAAUCGGAUGCCUCACCACGUGUCCUCACUCUGGGGCCCGAGCUUAGACUAACUUCAGGUUCAGCUGAGAAGGCCUCUGAACUGUGACCCCACGCCGUGGCCGCCUGCGUCGGAGCUGCUACCUGCCCUUUGCCCUUCUCGAGGCCAGUGCUUGCCUGGAGGAGGGCUGGCAGCAGAAAUGCAGCUGACCAGGUUGCAUUUUCCGUACAGCCUACUCAAGGGGAUACCCGUGGAGACUCAUUUCUCGUUUCAGUUUUCAAUGAUUUGGUGGAGAAGCUCCUCUGGUGAAUGGACUUGAGAUUUCUUGGAGCUGCACUGCGGGUCCACAGUGUGGCUUUCGGCCCGUGCUACGCUGGUACUUGCACUUCCUCUGGCGGGGCACGGGGUGGCGCUCCCGGGUAAGGCAGCGACCGGCGGAGCCGUGAGCGAGGCGCUGCCUCUCCGGCUGAAGCCAGAUCCAAGGCCACCGUGAGGGGGACCCGCCAUCCAGUGAGAAUAUGGCUCGUCACCUUGGAUACCAAUGUUUUACCCCAGGGAUUGGUCACUCCUGCUGCUGUCAGCACUGUAAACACUGCUGGGGGGAGUCGGCCCAAGUCCCCACCCCCAGCCAGGUCUCAGAGGGGAUCAUCCUUCAGGCUCGGAGGGGCCUGCCUGUCACUGCACCCCCAACCCUAGCUCAGGGGCUGUAGAACUCGAGAUACCAUCCUGUUUCUCCUGGCUGAGGAAGGAAAAGGAACAUCCACACCUUCCGUACUCGCCCAUUCUGUGUCCCCGGGGCCUGGAGUAAAGACACCUUCAAAUGCAGAGGCUCUUCAAACUCAGCUUUCCUGGAAACUGAUCUUCAAUGCACUAAGAGAAGGAGACUCUCAAACCAAAAAUGACCUGGAGGCACCAUGCCAGGUUUCUGUUUACAGUCAGUUUGGCAUUACAGAUCAUCAAUUUGGGAAACAGCUAUCAAAGAGAGAAACAUAACGGCCGUAGAGAGGAAGUCACCAAGGUUGUCACUCAGAAGCACCAACAGUCACCGCUCAACUGGACCUCCAGUCAUUCCGGGGAGGUGACUGGGAGCGCCCAGGGCUGGGGGCCAGAGGAGCCCCUCCCCUACUCCCGGGCUUUCGGAGAGGGUGCGUCCGCGAGGCCGCGCUGCUGCCGGAACGGCGGCACCUGCGUGCUGGGCAGCUUCUGCGUGUGCCCGGCCCACUUCACCGGCCGCUACUGCGAGCAUGACCAGAGGCGCAGUGAAUGCGGUGCCCUGGAGCAUGGCGCCUGGACCCUCCGCGGCUGCCACCUCUGCAGGUGCGUCUUCGGGACCCUGCACUGCCUCCCCCUCCAGACGCCUGGCAGCUGUGACCCCAAAGACUUCCUGGCCUCCCCACCACUCCAGGGCGCGGCGCCGGGGGCGCGCCCAGCCUGCUGCUCCCUGGCUGCCUCCCUGCGCGGCUCCUGCACACCCUGCGCGCCGGACGCGCCCCGCCGCACCCCUCGGCUCCCUCGUGCCUUCCGUCCCCUGCAGCGGGAGCGGCGCCCCCUGCGGGAAGGCGCGGACCUGGCCAUCGCCUAUCUCAUUUUCACCUGUUGUACAUAAUUAGGUCGUGUUUAGUCUUACCGUAAGCUGAAGCACUGGCUGGAUAUUUUUACUGGAUAAUAAACAUUUUCAUGAAAAUGCGCC
This is a messenger RNA of Macaca mulatta (Rhesus monkey), 2402 nucleotides long. It is a transcript of the gene CFC1, whose product is annotated as cripto, FRL-1, cryptic family 1. Gene Ontology annotation, cellular component: extracellular region; cell surface. Lineage: Eukaryota; Metazoa; Chordata; Mammalia; Primates; Cercopithecidae. Gene Ontology annotation, molecular function: activin receptor binding; nodal binding. The record is from RefSeq and is a predicted model, not a curated record. Gene Ontology annotation, biological process: nodal signaling pathway; blood vessel development; heart development.